Molecule: messenger RNA, 2325 nt
Organism: Syngnathus typhle (broad-nosed pipefish)
Lineage: Eukaryota; Metazoa; Chordata; Actinopteri; Syngnathiformes; Syngnathidae
Product: zinc finger protein OZF-like
Exons: 3
Coding region: 162-1763 (533 amino acids)
Source: RefSeq, a predicted model, not a curated record
GUUGCUCGCUAGAGGGCGUCCGGGACCUCCCUUAAAUGACGUCACGUAACAGGAAGUAAAGGCUCGUGGCCCUUUAGUCGAUCUCAUCAGAUAAACACGCAAUCAAUUUAUGUGGUGAAUCAGUAAGAUUAGCUACACUGCAACGACGAAAAAGUGUGAAAAUGUCUGCAAGGGCCACAGCAAAGUUCAUGGAUGAAAAGGACCGUACUCGUCGACGACUGGAAGAUCUUUGGCUGCAGCCUUAUGUUGUGUUACGCAGAGCUGACGUCAGUGAAGCUAUUCGUCCUAAGCAGCAGGAGCCAGAGCUCACCCACAUUAAAGAGGAGGAAGUUGUGGGCAAAGAGGUCCACCACUUAAAUGAACAAAUGGAGCAGACCUUUCUUUGCACCAUAAAGGAGGAGGAAGAGCUGGGGGGACCUUGUAUCAAAGAGGAGGGAGAAGACUCCUGUGACCUUAAAAAGGAGGAGGAGGAGGAGAUGCCAUUGACUGGUGUCCCUGUGAAAAGUUUUGAUGAGGUCAGAAAAGGGGCGGAGCCUCCAAGCUGUAGCUCAAGUCAACAAAUGACCCGAGAAGGUGAUGGAGACCGCUGUGGAGGAUCACAAGCAGCUCCACCUUCAGAUAGUGAUGACGUGUCAUCACAUGCUCCUGCUGAUGAUGAUGAGGAGUCUCAAAAGAAACACAGGCAAUGUUCUCAGUAUGGGAGAUGUUGUGUUAACAGUGUUUUGAAACAACACAUGAGAAUGCACACAGGAAAGAAAAACUUUUCAUGCUCAGUUUGUGGCCAAAGAUUUUCAGUGAAGAAAAACUUAACAAGUCAUACAAGAAUCCACACUGGCGAGAAACCUUUUUCAUGCUCAGUUUGUGGCCAAAUAUUCAGUCGGAAGGCAAAUUUAACAAGUCAUACAAGAAUCCACACUGGCGAGAAACCUUUUUCAUGCUCAGUUUGUGGCCAAAACUUCUCUGAGAAGGGAACUCUAAGACCUCAUACAAGAACCCACACUGGCGAGAAACCUUUUUCAUGCUCCGUUUGUGGCCAAAAAUUCAAUCAGAAGAGACGUUUAAAAAGCCAUACAAGAAUCCACACUGGCGAGAAACCUUUUUCAUGCUCAGUUUGUGGCCAUAAAUUCUCUGAGAGGGGAAAUUUAAUUACACACACAAGAAUCCACACUGGCCAGAAACCUUUUCUAUGCUCAGUUUGUGGCCAAAGAUUCUCUGAGAAGGGAACUUUAACAAGUCAUACAAGAAUCCACACUGGUGAGAAACCUUUUUUAUGCUCACUUUGUGGCCUAAGAUUUUCAGUGAAGGCAAACUUAAAAAGGCACACAAUAAUCCACACCGGCAAGAAACCUUAUUCAUGCUCAGUUUGUGGCCAAGGAUUUAUAGUCAAGGCAAACUUAACAAUGCACACAAGAACCCACACUGGCGAGAAACCUUUUUCAUGCUCAGUUUGUGGCCAAAGAUUCUCUGAGAAGGGAAGCUUAAAAAGGCACACAAGAAUCCACACUGGCGAGAAACCUUUUUUAUGCUCAGUUUGUGGCCAAAGGUUUCGUCAUAGAGGACCUCUAACACUUCAUUCAAGAACCCACACUGGUGAGAAACCUUUUUCAUGCUCAGUUUGUGGCCAGAAAUUCAGAGAUAAGAGAACCUUAAAACGUCAUGCAAGAAUCCACACUGGCGAGAACCCUAUUGCCUGCUCAGUCACUUGCCAAAAAGUCUCUAUUGAGAAUUCUGAAUUUGUUGGGGAGAUGAUCAAUGGUCCGUGAAGUUUUCAUCUUCUAUUUGAGCAGAAUCAUGAGUUUUUGCAUCAAUGGUAAUUCUAUUCCAGGGGUGGCCAACCAGUCAGAGACUAAGAGCCACAUUUUUUACUGUCAUCGCAAAGAGCCACAUCAUACACAUGAGCACACAUGAACGUGUGCGUUCAACAAAAAACAACUUUAACUCUGUUAAAAACGUCCUGUGUUCAUUGUCAUAUAUUCGUUUAGCUGUGCAUUUUUUCCUUGCCAUUUUGAGAGCAAAAUUGACACUCCUCAAAUGGGUUUGUACCUUCUCUUUUGCGGGAUUUCACUUCCCGAACCGCGGGUUGGCCACCGCUUUGAUAUUUAUUUAGUUUUUAGUUGUGGAUUUGAACUGAAAUUAGUUCUAUUUCAUAUGAAGUGAAAGUUGCUUAGCUUUUAAUAGUGUUUAGGAUUUAGUUUUGUUCAGCUUUUCUUGUUAAGAUUUUUGUCCCCAUAUUUGUCAAGAUUUGUUAAGAAGAAAAAUCAGAGCAAGCAAAACCCUUUUUUUAUUUUGCGCUUGUGAAUGUUAUUAUUAAAUGAUGACCAAUGA